Molecule: messenger RNA, 2073 nt
Organism: Phasianus colchicus (ring-necked pheasant)
Lineage: Eukaryota; Metazoa; Chordata; Aves; Galliformes; Phasianidae
Source: RefSeq, a predicted model, not a curated record
GACGCCGCGGCGCAGAUGUGGACGUGGAGCAGCCCGACGAACGCUCCGUGAUGACCUACGUGGCCACGCUGUACCACUACUUCUCCAAAAUGAAAGCCUUGGCCGUGGAGGGGAAACGCAUCGGGAAGGUGCUGGAGGCGGCGCUGCUGGCGGAGCGUUUGGUGCAGCGCUACGAGGCGAUGGCGGCGGAGCUGCUGGCUUGGAUCGACCGCACCGUCGUGGCCCUGAACGAGCGCCAGUGGGGAUCUAUGGGGCUGAGCGGCGUGCAGAGCCAGCUGCAGGCCUUCAACACUUACCGCACCGUGGAGAAACCCCCCAAGUUCACCGAGAAGGGUCACCUGGAGGUGCUGCUGUUCACCAUUCGGAGCCGGAUGCGCUCCAACAACCAGAAGGUUUUCGUGCCGCGCGACGGAACGCUGCUGGCCGACAUCAACCGCGUGCGUCUGCCCCACACGAACCCACGCGGACCCAUAGCGACCCAUGGAGGUCCACAGGGACCCCAUAGACACCCGUGGGUUUCCCAUAGAGAGCCGCAGGGCUCCGUAGAGAUCACACAGGGACCCAUGGAGACCCCACAGAGGUCCACAGGGACCCCAUGCCCGCAGCCCCCUCCCCAUCUGCCAUCCUCAUCCCCCCCCGCCCCCCAGGACCACUUUGGGUCGGACGUGGCGGCGGUGGAGGCGGCGGUGCGGAAGCACGAGGCCAUGGAGACGGACGUGGGGGCCUACGGGGGGCGCGUGGAGGCGCUGGGCGCCGUGGCGGCGGAGCUGGAGGCCGGGCGUUUCCACGGGCUGAGGAAGGUGAUGGAGAGGAGGAAGAACGUGGGGAGGCUGUGGGACGGCCUGAGGAAGUCGGUGCAGGAAAGGAGGGAGAGGCUGCUGCUCCAUGUGGAGCUGCAGGGCGUCCUGAGAGACCUGCAGCAUCUGGCGGGGUGGAUGGAGGAGAUGGAGGGCCGGCUGCAGUGCCCGGAUGUGGGGAAGCACCUGCACGGCGUGGAGGCCCUGCUGCAGCUGCACGCCCUGGUGGAGGCCGACAUCGCGGCGCAGGCGGAGCGCGUGCGGGCGGGGAGCAGCGCGGCGCAGCGCUUCGCCAGGCCCACAGAGGGCUACAAACCCUGCGACCCGGAGCUGGUCCGUGAGCGUGUGGCCACGCUGGAGCGGCGCUACCAGCAGCUGACGGAGCUGGCGGCCCAACGCCGCGCCAGCCUGGAGGAAUCACGGCGCUUCUGGAAGUUCUUCUGGGACGUGGGAGAGGAGGAGGCCUGGAUGCGGGAGCAGGAGAGGCUCCUGAGCUCCGAGGACGUCGGCCGAGACCCAACCAGCUCGUUACGCCUGCUGAGCCAACACGCCGCCUUCCGGCACGAGCUGAGUGGCCGCGCCGGGCCGUUACGGCAGGCGAUGGACGAGGGCCGGGCUUUGGUGGCCGAGGGGCAUUCGGGAGCCCCGCGGGUGGCCGAAAGGCUGGAGGAGCUGGAGCGGCGCUGGCGGGCGCUGGGGGAGCUGGCGGAACGACGCGAGCGGAGCCUGCGGGACGCGGCUGCGCUCUUCCAGUUCCAGGCGGAGGCGGCGGACGUGGAGGGCUGGCUGGAGGACGCGCUGCGCCUGGCCGGCAGCCCCGACUUGGGCCACGACGAGUUCUCCACCCGCAGCCUGGCGCGGCAGCACCGCGAGGUGCAGGAGGAGGUGCGGGGCCACCGGCCCGCCAUCGCGGCGCUGCGGGAGCAGCUGGGGGCUCUGCCCGCCGCCUCCGCCGCCGAUCCCGGCGUGGCCGGGCGGCUGCCGGCGUUGGAGCGGCGCUACGGGGAGCUGUGGGCGCAGACGGAGCGGCGGCGGCGGGAGCUGCAGGACGCGCUCGGCCUCUACACCAUGCGCAGCGAGGCGGACGCCUGCAGGCUGUGGGUCGGGGAGAAGGAGCAAUGGCUGCGGGCGCUGCUGCUGCCUGACAGGCUGGAGGACCUGGAGGUGGUGCAGCAGCGGUGAGGCAGCCCGAGUCCGGGUGACACAACGCCACACAACAACACAACCCCACACAACCCAACACAAGUCAGCCCAACUCAACCCAACUCAACCCACC